This is a messenger RNA of Myxozyma melibiosi, 2260 nucleotides long. RefSeq names its product protein-tyrosine phosphatase-like protein. The transcript is spliced from 4 exons. Gene Ontology annotation, molecular function: phosphoprotein phosphatase activity. NCBI's taxonomy places the organism in Eukaryota, Fungi, Ascomycota, Lipomycetes, Lipomycetales, Lipomycetaceae. The record is from RefSeq and is a predicted model, not a curated record. Gene Ontology annotation, biological process: dephosphorylation. Bases 414 to 2120 code for a protein of 568 amino acids.
CCCCUCAUUAUGUCAUCCAACGACAACCCUUCGGCGCGCGACGACGCUACUUCGCCACAUCCUCUCUUGAACGCACGAGGUUCACGCACUCGGAGUUUAGCCCGAUUUAAUAUUUUUUAUUUUUAUUUUAUUUUAAUUUUCUUAUUUUCUGGAUUAUUUUCUAUUUUCCUAUUUUGAAUAUUUAUUUAUUUACUAUUGAUCCUUAUCAGAUCUCUUCUCUCUACAAUCUCACUGCUAUAACGUCCUUAACAACUGCAACUGCACUGCAGACACCGCUUGAAUCCGACGUCGGAGUCUAUGCCGAGCUGAGCCGACCGGGCUCAACAGUGAAGGUUUAGCCCUGUUUGACAUAUAAACCCCACACUCCUCCUCUCUUCACCUGAUAUCAGCAAUUGCUGUUGACAAUAACAGCAAUGGACUACACAGAAUCAAGAGUCGAGAUCCCAGUCUCCGCCUCCUCCUCCCCGCCAAACUCCCUCAUCAUCGGCACACUCACCACCCCGUCCACACCCUCCUACCCCUCCUCGGUCGUCGUCGUCGCGCACGGCUUCUCCGGCCACAAAGACUACAUCUACCACCGCGUGCUCGCCAGCAAGCUCGCCUCUAAGCUUGGGGUGUAUUGUCUGCGGUUUGACUUUCGCGACUGCGGCGACAGCGCGGAGAUUGAGACAGAAGAGAAACGCGUGCUAGAAGAGGAUUAUAGCGAUCUUAAGGAUGUGUUGGCUUAUGCUCGCCAGCAGCUCAAGCUGUUUGUUCUGGCUUCAGUUGGCCAUUCGAGAGGCGCCAUCGCGACACUCACAUACUCUGUGCUCUACGACCCAACCAUCCCCCACCUCAUCAACUGCUCAGGCCGCUACACCUCGCACGACAUCGUCGAACGCACAAACAUGAUGUCCUCCACCUGGCAAGAAGACAACGGGUUGUACUUCAAAUGCCUCCGCCACGGCAGCGUCAGCAAGAGAUGGUUCGCCGCCGCGGAGACGCACUCGCUGUCCACGGUCGACAUGUCGAUGCUCGCGCGCCUGCUCCCGCCCGCGCACGACACUGACUUUUUGACAAUCUUUGGAUUAGCAGACGAGUUGAUCGCCGUCACCGACGCAGCAUGCUACGCUAAUCUCCUCGCGGGCGCUCAUACGCUGAAACUCAUCCCUGAGGUCGGCCAUAAUUUCUACGCGAUCGCAGCUGACGGCACAAAGCUGGCGAAUAAAAACCCCGAGGUCGCAGACACCAUCGUCGACUUUCUUUCCCCCGAGCGUAUUCGCGAGCGAUUCGUGAAGAGGAAUUUGUUUAUGGGCGAAACCAGGCGCUGGAAAACCGUCGACGGCGUGCUCAACUUCCGCGACCUCGGCGGCUGGAAGGUCAAGUCUGCUACUACUGCUGCUGCAGCUCCGCGCGUCCGCACCGGAUUCAUCUACCGCGCCGCUGCGCUCUCAACAAUCACGCCCACCGGCGUCGACGCCGCGAAAGAACUCGGCCUGCGCAAGUCGAUUGAUCUGCGCUCGACAGUCGAAUGCCACAAAGGCGGGAUCUACGCGGUGCCGGGUAUGGAGCGCGUGCACUUACCUCUAGGAAAGAACGAGGAUAUGUCGCCGGCGGAGAUUGCAAAGAAGUUGAGUUCGCUUGAUGUCAGCGAUGAGGAAGGGUUUGUGGCUGUUUAUAAGGAUUUCUUGGAUCAGGGAGUGAGGAGUUAUAAGUAUGUCUUUGAUCAUAUCAAAGAUGAACCGCAAGCUCCUAUCGUCAUCCACUGCACCGCCGGAAAAGACAGAACAGGCGUGAUCUGCGCCCUGAUCCUCCUUCUCGCAGGCGUAGACCACGACACGAUCGCACGCGAGUACGAACUGACGACCCACGGGCUCGCGGCCGAGUACGAAAAGAUCCUCGCGGGAUUAGAUGGCUCGCUUCCGCCGGGAGCCGAGGAAGGAACGCGGAACCAGAUUCUUGAGCGCAUCAUGAGUUCUCGAUACGAAACGAUGAGAAAAAUGCUGGACGUGAUUGACGACGAAUUCGGCGGCGUCGAGGGAUACCUUUCUACCCACCUCAGCUUCUCGCCCGCCGACAUCGCGACCAUCAAACGCAACCUGCUCACCGACGCCGACGCCUCUGCAAAGGCCAACCUUUAGUCUUAUACAGUAUUUAAUAGAAUAUAGACAGUAGUUAUCAUCAGUAGUGUACCUCGGCUUCGGCGUAGAGGUCGUUGGGUUAGGGUCUUCACGUGGGAGAUAUUGUUGCGGGGGGCCUUGUUGAGAUGUUUAAAUCAGAU